Messenger RNA from Nothobranchius furzeri (turquoise killifish), 6973 nucleotides. RefSeq lists its product as uncharacterized. The record is from RefSeq and is a predicted model, not a curated record. NCBI's taxonomy places the organism in Eukaryota, Metazoa, Chordata, Actinopteri, Cyprinodontiformes, Nothobranchiidae.
ACGGGAUAAACGAGUGUGUUCAACGGAACAAUCAGUCGCUUUGUGUGUGUGGCUGUGAGCUUAAAAAUCUGUAGAAAAUGGUACACUCGUGUUGUGUGAAUGGCUGCCGUGCCAGGUCACACAAUUACAAGAGACAAAAACUUGAUAAUAGCAUUAGAUUUUUUAAGUUUCCUUCUUGGAAAAGAAGUUUUGGAAAUAAAAUAGGAGAACUAACAAAGAGACGUCGAAUGGCGUGGGUCGCAGCUGUCGGAAGGAAGGACAUAACUUUCAAAACCGCACCUUCCCACAUGCGUGUUUGCUCGCUGCAUUUUCACAAAGGUCAACCAGCAUAUGAAAUGAUGGAGACCGACCCUGACUGGGCACCAUCCCUUCAUAUGGGGCACAAUUCGGUGAGGCCAACAGACACUUCACGGGCAGCACGGCGAAUGGCACGAUUGCAGCUGCGGCAAGAGACGUCAGGUUGGCCUAGUAAAGCAAAAGAUGUUAAGUCUGAAGACUGGGCCCCUACUCUUAACCUGUGUUACCUAAAGUGUAACGAGGGGCCACAAACGGAAGCAUGUAAGCAGCCAUGCACUGAGGAGGUAGCUGACUUCAAUGAUGUUCUCAGUGAUGGAGGCUCACCGAUCCCUUAUGUUGAAUUUGUCGAAGAUGAGUGCCAGACGGAUCUGACCAUGGUCGACCUCACUAGGCUGGAGGAUGCAGUGAAAGACUACACGUCUGAUAUCUGUGGCCUUAGGGAAAAACUUCAGAACACUAAAUUCACUCAAGAAACCUUCCAGGACAACGAGAAAACAAAGUUCUACACUGGAUUGCCCAAUUUUCUAGUUUUGAUGCAAAUUUUUCAGCUCUGUGAACAGUUCAUCACUGUGUCAUCGAUAUCUGCUCUCUCCAAGUUUGAGCAGUUCAUUAUGGUACUGAUGCAUCUCAGAUUAAAUCUACAAUUCCAAGACCUUGCUUACCGAUUUAAUGUGUCAACAUCUACUGUGUCUCGAAUUUGGCUGAAGAUGAUUCCUGUUCUCCAUGAAAGACUAGAAUUCCUCAUAGAGUGGCCUGAGCGAGAAGUAACGCUGUCAACCAUGCCCAUGUCAUUCAGAAAAGCCUUUGGUUCCAAAGCUGCAGUGAUAUUGGACUGUUUUGAAGUAUUUAUUGAGAGGCCUUACAACUUUUUGGCAAGAGAACAAACUUGGUCCAAAUAUAAUCGCCACAACACAAUAAAAUUUCUUACUGGUAUUUCUCCUCAGGGUUAUGUUACUUAUAUUUCAAGUGCGUGGGGAGGGAGGACCAGUGACAAACAAAUAACAGAGGAGUGUGGUAUCUUAAACAAACUGCUACCUGGAGAUAUUGUACUUGCAGAUCGGGGGUUCACUGCUGAAGACUGUGUAGAAUUUUUCUGUGCUUCUUUAAAGACGCCUGCUUUCACAGAAGGGAAAAAGCAACUGUCUGCUUAUGAGGUUGAACAAACAAGGAAGCUGGCAGGUAUUCGUUUUCAUGUAGAAAGAGUAAUAGGUUUAGUUAGGAGAAAGUACCAGAUUUUGCAGAGUAGGACCAUGCCCAUCGGGCACGUGGCUGUCAAAUCAACUGACUCACUUGCAUUGGUUGACAAAAUUGCAGUAAUUUGCUGCGCUCUGUUCAACCUUUCCGAGUCUGUUGUCCCUCUGGAGUCAUGUUAAUGCAAUCCCAUUUUGGAACACGUGUUCAAGUUGUAAUUGUUCUAUGUGUAUUGCUAAUCUUUUGAAAUUUGUUUUAGCUUCAAUAGCGUGUUACUGGCCAUGUUUGUACAUAUUUUGUUAGGAAGACAAUAAUUAGGGACUUCUCAUUUCAGCUUGAAUUUAAUGUGUUUCGGUAUACGUCGAAAACACCGGUUUUGUGUAUUUGUCAGUAGAUGAGUGUUUCUUUUUUCAACUGCUGUUGAUUGAAAUACAUAUGUUGAUGCAUCUAGUAACAUUUAUUUGUGAAGUACAAUGGAGUUUAAUAUACACUGUUAUUUGAAAUGUUUUAGAAUACCUUUAAAAUGCACAUUGCAACCUCAGAUACUGAUUCAGUAUAACUGAUAACUUUUCACUUUUUAAUUUGAUGUGCAGCAAAAACUAAGUGGUAAAAACAACUGAAUAACCUAUCCUAAUCUAUGGGUAAUGAUAUUUUCUCUUCUUCACACAAAGUUUUCAUGACAUUUUUCAGCCUCACCUGUUCCCUUCAUCAGAAGAGUCACGUGACGUGUCUUGACAAAUGUUCUGUCCAGGCUAGUCAGACUGCAGGGGGCAUGGUCCUCCACAUCUGCAUGGAACUAUAGGUGAAGGAUAAUUAAAGGCUACAGAUGUAGCAGAGACAUAUCAAGGUAGAGAACGCUGUUUUCACCCGUCUACCUGUCCCGAUAUAUUGGAUAUAGGAUGCAGUGUGUAAAGUGCUGCUGAGCUUUGUUGAGUGCUGUAUCCUAGAGCUGAACAUCUGUGUAGUGGUUUGAAUGUGCUACAUUUAUUUAAUGAUCAAUAAGAUGUGAUGUUCCAUAUAAAUAUGAAUCAUCAAUCUGAUUGGUCUUUGAAUAUUUGUUCUUUGGUUAUUCAGGGAACACACACUUCAUAGUAAUUCAGACAGUCAAGUAUAUAGUUAUAAAAAUGAAUGUAAUUAUAUUUUCCUAAACUAAGUGAUUAUACAUGACAAAGCAUGAAUGAAAUGGUGGAAUGUAAGCUAGAUGUUUGUAGCAAAACCUUGUUAAGUAUCAGAGAUCUUGUGAUGUCUGGGUUGUAAAAUCAGUUUGGCUGUAUGGUUUGAUAAGCUAGAGAAGAUUCAUAAAACCAUCCAGCGCCAUUUGUGUCAAUCUAUGAACCUUUUGUGCUGAAGGUCCUUGUGCGUUCCAGGGGUCAAGAGGUCGGUAUGGACAAAUUGCCGGUGGCGGGACCUCUGGGCACGGAACCUGUAGUUCAGCUCUGAGCACGACCCGUCUAGUUUGAGAUACCCUCCAUGUGACGGCAGGAAGCUGGCAUAUUUAUUCAGAAAGGAUGGUUCCAAAGUGCUUGGCCCACCUGGUUGGCCGAACUGGGAGACAGCUGGAUAACUGAGGGAUCAGGAAGUGAUACCUGUUUUUAUGAACUGUUGACAAAUUUAGAAAAAUCUGAAUUUGACAAGUUUAAAGGCGUUACCAAAGACCUCAGAGAAUCACUCCCUCACUCGGAUACUUGGAGGUUAACUCUUAGAAGUGAAAGUGUUGUACAGUUAUGUGGGGCAAAAAUGUUAACAUUUAAUAAUAAUAUAGUGAUAUUAUUGUGUUCAUACUGAUUGAUUAAAUUACAAGAAUCAACAAUUACUGAUCUGGUGUAAUGUAAGAGCUGAAAUGAAUCAUUAAAGAAAAAUAUUAAUUUUAACCCACAAUGUAAAGGAUAUAGGAUACAAUAAUCAAACACUUUGGAUUUAAGCAUAUUUUUUAUUCAACAGAAUGAGGUUUUUAAAAAGUCAUUUAUGACAAGAAAGUGAGCUUUAUUCAGAGAGUAAAAGUCUUGUCUUCUGCAUGAGACCUUGAGUUUCCAGCUAAGAUCAGGGAGCUAGGAGAAGGACUUAUUAUGGCUCCCUUAUUCAGUAAAGUCGCUGAGCAGUGCUUUUCUGGUUUGGAAACCAGACAGAUAUGAUGUGGCACACCAGUUCACCUCGUAUCGGCACCACCGUGUCAGAUUGACCUGUAUGAAGAAGUAAUUUAGGCCUAAAAGUUAAAAGUGAACUUUUGGUCAUUUUGAUGAAAUACUUGGCCCUUUGGUACACUGCAUCUGGCAGAAUUCCUUCUACAUGAAUAUUUUCUUGUUUACGAGUGAAGGAAAAAUGGAGCAUGAGAUCGAUAGGUGGAUUUGUGCUGCGUCUGCAGUGAUGCGGGUGUGGGUGAAGAGAGAGCUGAGCUGGAAGGCAAAGCUCUUGAUUUACCAGUCCAUCUACGUUCCUACCCUCACCUGCUAUGGUCACGAGCUUUGGGUAGUGGCCGAAAUGAGUUUUCUCCGCAGGGUGCCUGGGUUCUCCCAGGGUGAGAAGUUCGGUCAUCCGGGAGGAGCUCAGAGUAGACCCGUUGCUCCACGUUGAGAGGAGCCAGUUGAGGUGGCUAAGGCAUCUGGUCAGGAUACCUCCUGGAUGCCUCCCUGGUGUGGUUUUCCAGGCAUGUCCAACUGGGAGGACAAACUCUGUAAUAUGGUGCCCUGGACAUCAAGGCAGCACUUUUUCUCAGAACCUUUCCCUGUUUCUGAACGGUUGUGGACUUGUGCAACUCUCAGCUGUCUUGCCUGCAGUCAAAAAGAACAGAUACUGUACCAAAAUGCUGAAGGAAUUAAAUUUAAACAAUGCAUAUUUUAGUUUUUAGUUAAUAAAUACAGCCACAUAACAAAUGAUGUCUCUUCUGCACAUUCUCAUAAUUUCACUGAACACCUCUAUAGUUUUUAAUCAGCCCUAACUCAUAAGAUUCAAACGUUCCAUAAAAAGGUGCAUUUUUAUGUAUUAUUUUUAAACAAAUUAUAGUUUUUUCUGUUAACUGCUGCAGAUUAAAACAUACAACAGUUUUCAGUUGACUUUCAGAGCCACAAGAUGAUGCUGUUUGCUUGCUAAAUGUGUAUAAGCUCAUGCCUGGAUGGGGUGCUGCAUUCUCAUUCCUUCAUAAUAUGGUGCAGCAUCCUGAAAACAAAUGUAAAAAUGGCCUACAGGCAACAACAGUAAGAAGAAGUCUAAAAAAUGUAACCAGUUUUUAUAUGUAGCUGACUAUAGAAAUUAAAAGUUAAAAUAAGUUCAAGAAUUGUGUCCCAUAGGUCCAUAAUCAGUCUAAAAUGUUAGACAAUCCUUUGAUCCAUGUAGGACCAUCAUUCCAUCUAAAAUGUUCGCUUUUCACCUCUGGGAAUCAGAGAAAUUAUAUAUUUAUGGGGUUGGUUGUCAGUCUUUUUGUAAGAUAUUUUCCUGGUCAGCUUCAAUAGAUUAGAUUUUUAACACCGUUUUGGUUCUAUAUUUUCAAAAUACAAAUUCUGAUGGAAGUCAGGACGGCAAAUGUUCAUAGUGUAUAUGUGCUUUUGACCUCAGAGUUAACACCUUCAGAGUGUGAAUCAGUCAGAAUGAGGAUGAGUCUCGGUGCUGAUUUUUGGUCUGAUGUGCCCUGAACACAUCUGUGAUCGUCUCUCCAGGAGGAGAGUUUAUUUUUCUAAUUUAUGUAAGUCUUACAGGCAAAACUAUUUUUAAAGCUGUAUUUCCCCUUUAAUGUUAUAAGAUUAGUAUUCAAUCACAUUUUUAAAACAUUGUACAACCUCUUUUAGAGGCAUCUUGAGGAAGAACCACAUUUCCCAUGAUGCAUCUGCGGGGAGCGUCGAGCUGUCAUCGCUGGCGGAGAGGAAUCGGUCCAGCAUCUGCGGAGCGGCGCGGCUGACAGAAACACGGUGUUCACCAACAAAAUGAGCAGGGAGUAGCUCUCCGACAGCCUCCCACCUUAGUCCGCUAGGAUGACCGAGCCGGAUUUCUAACCACCGCACCUCGUCCGUCUCGUAUCAGCGCGGAGACCUGACUUUAAUUCAUCAAUGAGAUACGUGGAGAGGCUGUACCGCUCGCUGCUGAAAAACACAAGAUGAAGAAGCAGUUCAACCGAAUGAGACAGCUCGCCAACCAAACAGUGGGCAGAGGAAGCACGCAAAUCACCUGGAAAAGUAUAACGAGCUAACAUCGCCCAAUCUGAAGCGGAAAUUGAACACUGAUGACGGAGGCCCUAACAAUCAACUAAAAUUGCGGGAAACCAAGAGAGUUUCACAAAAAAGCGUGGAUGAUGCCAUCAUUAACUUUGUUGUACAAGGUCUGCACCCGCUCCGUGUUGUCGAACAGGAGGGUUUUAAAACUCUUGUGCAUCAUCUACAACCAGAUGUGACUAUAAUGUCUCAAGGCACUGUAAACAACAAAGUUGAAAAAGUAACACUAGAAAUGAAGAAAAAUCUAAAGGCUGCUAUGAAUGUGGUUGAGCACAUUGCUACCACACACUGUUGGACUGCACACAGACGAAGUUUCUUUGGUGUUACAGCACACUGGAUAAAGCCUGAAACCAUGGAAAGAUGCUCUGCUGCACUAGCAUGCAAACUCAAAGGGCCGCACACAUUUUCUGCACUUGCUGGUGCACUAAACGACAUACAUACAGAAUAUAACAUCUAUGAUAAGAUUAUUCGCACAACUACUGAUAAUGGCUCUAAUUUUAUUAAAGCUUGUCGAGUCUAUGGAGAGCUGGAUGCAAAGAGGGGACAAGGCCAAAUGAAACCGCAGAAAAAGAGAACAGAGAGGAUGAAGGGGAUAAUGUGGAUCUUGAGUUUGUUGAAGCUGGAGCCAUGUUGGAUGAAGAUGAUGGCCUAGAAUACCAACUGCCAAAACAUCGUCACUGUGCCUGCCACCUCCUGAACAGUUGAUGUCUCAGAAGCAAAUGCCAACACUACCUACAAGAAACUCUCGUUCAGCGUUUUCAAAAUGCUGGAGUCUGUGGAACAAAAGUGAUAGAUCCACCGCAGCUGCAGAGGUUAUUGCAGAAAGAUGCAAACUCCAGCUCUUGAGGCCAAAUGAGACGAGGUGGAAUUCUCUUUUUCUGUCUGUGGAGAGACUUGUCAGGAUCAUGAGAGAACAAGGAGAAGGAGCCAUUGCAGCUAAAAAUUCCAGUGUCUUGGCUUCAUCUGAUGGAGCAACCUGUGGUGCAGCCAGGUGACACGUCCUUUUCUUCAGAGGAGGAGGACUUCUUUUUCACCAUCAGGCAGGGCAACAACCAGGAAAAUGCCAAGCAGCUGGAGUCCUACCUGGCCUGUCCAUCAGAUUCAAUAGAUAUCUUGAAAUCUUUUCCAGCAGUAUGCAAUUUAGUACUGAAGCUGAACACACCUCUGCCUGCCUCAGCUUCUUGUGAGAUGCUUUUCAGCACUGCAGGACUCAUUUUCAGACCCAAAAGGGCACGUGUUGAUGCAAAGAACAUUGAAAACCAGCUUCUGGUGAAGCUCAAUAAAAA